AUGGCAGACGUCUCAAAAGAUGGCGAGAAUGCCAUCAUCAUUGUCUACGUGCUCACAGUCGUCGCCACGAUAUGCGCUGUCAUGCGAUUCAAGAUUCGGUGGUACGGACAGCUUGGCGCUGACGACUAUCUUCUCGCAUUUUCGCUCGUUUUGAUAUGGCUCCAAGCAGUCGGGAACACACUUUUGGCUGUGAAAGGUGGCAUGGGCAGGCCGAUGGCGACACUGAGCGAGGGCGAAACUGAGUGGCUUUUCAAAAUGUUCUACGCCCCGGAGAUUGGAUACACACUGCUCACGGGUGUGCUCAAGCUCUCGAUUCUCCUCUCGUACAAGCGCAUCUUUGGCCACAUGCGCAAAAUCCUCGUCUACAUCCACGUGCUCAUGGGGCUUGCGGCUGGCUGGCUGGUGUCGUGCCUGUUCGUCAUCAUAUUCCAGUGCUGGCCCAUCCACAAGGUCUGGAAGCCCUUGACGCCCGGCGGCUGCAUCGACUUGCUGGCAUUUUUGUGGGCGACGAGUGUCUCGAACUUUAUUAUCGACUGGCUUAUUCUGAGCGUACCCCUGAUCCCCAUCUGGAAGCUGCAAAUGACCCCGAUCAAGAAGGUCUUUGUGGCAGGAUCCGUGUUCAUGGCAUCCAUCUGGACGUAUAUCGAACCCACUGUCGCCGUCGUCUCCGCCUGCCUUCCUUUCUUCAGCAAGUUCUUCACGGACAAGGUCAGAAACAUUGGCACCAAGGGACGCAGCACGGGCAACAAACACUCGAAGAACGGGUCCGACUUUGAGAAGGGAGAGGGGCAUAUUACAAAGAAGACAACCACGACGGUGUCUGGAGAGUCGCGCGGCGUGCGCAACCAGCACGAGCUGGUGAACUACUCUGUCCGCGUAGGAGCGACACCUGACGGUCACUUGAGGCUUCACAGCGACUCCAGAACCAGGGCCAUCAUGACGCUCUUCAUCUACAGCUGCCUGGCCGGCGCCAUUGUGGUGUACUAUGUCGGCCUGCUCAUCCAGCGAGUGUACUUUCAUCCUCUGUCCAAGUUCCCGGGUCCCAAGCUGGCGGCAGCAACGGGAUGGUACGAGGCAUAUUUUGACCUUUUUGUGCGUCCUGGCGGCCAGUUCAUGAUGGAGCUCCAGCGCCUGCACCAAGUCUACGGCCCCAUUGUGCGAAUCAACCCACACGAGAUUCACGUUGACGACACUGCCUGGUUGGAUUCACUAUACACCGGUCCGGCAAAUGGCAUCAGAGACAAGUAUCCUCCUGCGGCCUACCUGACUGGAACACCACGAGGAAUUUUCGGGACCGUUGCCUUUGACCUGCAUCGCAAACGUCGUGGGGCGAUCAGCGCUCUCUUCUCUAAGGCGCAGGCCACGCAGGAGGAGCCCAUCAUCUACGACAAGUUGGAUCUUCUCAUUGAGCGCGUCAAUACGCAAAUCGCCCGCGAUGGCUUCGCUGAGAUGCGCGCCAACUACCUGGCCUUCACAACGGACACCGUGGCAGACUAUUGCCUCGAAAAGUGCCUCAAUCUUCUCCACGACGAGCAAAAGGCACUGGAAUGGCAAGAGACCAUUAGUGCCCUGGCCAACACGGCGCCCAUUGCCCGCCAGUGGAGCUGGGUGACGCCGCUGUCGUUGAGCAUGCCCAUCUGGCUAUUGAACAUUGGCGACCCCAAGCUCGCCCGUAUUGUUGGUCUGCACCGGACCAUGGAGUUCCAAGCCAAGGAAGCCAUCAAGGCGCAUGAGAGUGAUGAAAAGGACGAUCCCAGGGCGAAGCGCAACAUUUUCAGGUCCAUUCUCGCCAACCCUUCCUUGCCGGACGUCGAAAAGGUCUACGACCGAAUCUCCCAAGAAGGUGUCGUGGCUAUUGCCGCUGGAGGCGAGACCACCGGCCGCGCCCUCGCUACCGCUACCUUUUUCCUACUCGAGAACCGGACGACACUCCUCCCCCGGCUCCAGGAGGAGAUUAAGAGCGUCAUGUCCAAGGUCGACGACCGUCCUGCCGUCAAGGACCUCGAGAAGCUGCCCCUACUCACGGCCAUCAUCAAGGAAACCCUGCGCCUCAACGGCCUCCUCACGUCAAGGUUCCCGCUCAUCUCGCCACAGCAGCCGCUCCAGUACAAGGACUGGGUCAUCCCCGCCGGCACGCCAGUUAGCAUGACACUGCGCGAUGUUCUCAAUGACCCCGAGGUGUUUGCGAAUCCGAGGACCUUUGACCCGGACAGGUGGCUAAAUGCAGACAAGGAGAAGCUUGAGCAAAUGAACAGGAAUUUCGUACCGUUUGGGCGGGGAAGCCGCAUGUGCCUGGGCACCAAUCUUGCCUGGGCAGAGAUGUACAUUGCUCUUGCAUCUAUCUUCCGGAGGACAAAUUGGGACCUUUUUGAUACCACGCGCGAGAAAGACAUUGAUAUCAUUCGAGACUGCUUUAUCGGCGAGGUCGACAAGGCAAGCAAGGGUGUUCGUAUUAGGGCAGCACAGGGGUAG
Messenger RNA from Emericellopsis cladophorae, 2472 nucleotides. RefSeq lists its product as uncharacterized. The transcript is spliced from 11 exons. The record is from RefSeq and is a predicted model, not a curated record. The coding region runs from base 1 to 2472 and encodes 823 amino acids. Gene Ontology annotation, molecular function: oxidoreductase activity, acting on paired donors, with incorporation or reduction of molecular oxygen; iron ion binding; monooxygenase activity. Lineage: Eukaryota; Fungi; Ascomycota; Sordariomycetes; Hypocreales; Bionectriaceae.